Symbiodinium necroappetens is the source of this 1021-nucleotide messenger RNA. The record is from the annotation of a GenBank genome assembly. NCBI's taxonomy places the organism in Eukaryota, Dinophyceae, Suessiales, Symbiodiniaceae.
GCUGCCGCAUCAAGACGAGGCGGCGCAAGUGCCCCGAGUGCACAAGGAGGGAAGGCACCAUACGUCACCUGCAAGGCGGCUGGCAAGUCAGCCACAACUCCAUCCAUGCCCAAGCGAAGGUUCUGCAUCAACUGUGGAAGUCAGCAGCUGCCACAUGCAAAAUUCUGCUCCGAAUGUGGAAGCCGACAGCGAGGACUUUCGAAGGGAACUUGCCUGUUUGCCAGAUUCUGCUGUAGGUGCCAAGCUACCGAAAGGCACGUUCCUUCCACAAGCCGCUGAUGUCCACUCGCGUCAGGCGGAAGUGGUGGAGCCGGACCCAAGCCAUCCCAGCCUUGCGGAGCUGCGGGCUGAGGCGUUGGCUGGGCCGCCAAAGGAGCGAGGCAUUGGAGCCUACAUCCGCAGUGUGGAGGGCGAGCUUUGGGGCCGUGUUGUUGCCGACACGGGGCGCACCUGGAAGUUGGCAUCGGGGCGGUCUGCCAAGAAAGAGAACGAGGGCCGGGCCUGGAACUUUGAUCCGGAUCCUGGACGUCGAGAUCAGCCCAGGUCUGCUCCUUCCAGGAGGGCGGAUGAGGCUAUGUGCAGCGCUGGAAGGCAGACAUCCGUCCUGGAUGCGCUGGCAGAGAAAAAGCGCCACGAUGAGGAGGCCUUGGCUGCCAAGCGCGAGGCGGCACGGCAGAGGCGAAGGGCGCAGGACCAACCUGCAGCAGAGCGACGGGUUGACCCCGACGACAACAAAGCGUACACUUGGGACGAGCUGAGGCAACGUUACCUUGGCAUGUUCUCAGAUGUAGAGCUGAAGGAAUAUUGGGAGAAGGACUGCAAACCUGCACGUCCAGCGGCUGGCGCUCCGAAGCGCCAUGAUGUUCCAGAGCGUGUUUCUCGCAAGGCGGCAGAGCGCCGCCGCGAUCCAGACGACGGGCACGGGUACAGUUUUGACGAGCUGUUGAAGAAGUACCGCGCAGCCUUUUCGUUGGCAGAGAUCGAAGAGUACUGGUUGGAGGAGUGCCAGCCGUGCUCGUGA